Messenger RNA from Durotheca rogersii, 1442 nucleotides. Its product is annotated as ERV/ALR sulfhydryl oxidase domain-containing protein. Lineage: Eukaryota; Fungi; Ascomycota; Sordariomycetes; Xylariales; Xylariaceae. The coding region runs from base 399 to 1115 and encodes 238 amino acids. The record is from RefSeq and is a predicted model, not a curated record. Gene Ontology annotation, cellular component: mitochondrion. Gene Ontology annotation, molecular function: flavin-dependent sulfhydryl oxidase activity; flavin adenine dinucleotide binding. The transcript is spliced from 3 exons.
GCCUUGUCCCUUGUCCCGCACGGCCUCGCUGUGGGAAUAGCCUAUCCUGGUUCACGGCGCCAAAGCCAGCAUACUACCUACCUACGUACACCACGCCACGCCACACCAUUGGACCCUCGAAACCAUCACCCCUGAAUCGUCACCGAAUGGUUGUCAACCUCAGGCCAUAAAACAAAUCAUCGCUUAUCUGCCUCCCGGCGCUGUCCCCUCAACCAAGCCGGCGACCUCUUCAAUGUUCCGCUCACAUACUAGGUCGCUCGUUGUCCUCUAAUAAUUCUAACAUCCUACCUACGACGACCUUUUCUUUUUGGACAGUCGGCCUCCUCGGGACGCGACCCGAAUUCAUCCUCCCACGCUAAGCACUCUUGCUUCCCCCCCCCCCCCCCCUUCGCGCUGAAAUGGCGAGACACCUGUCUGUCAUCGUUAUCCUAGUGAUAGCCGCGUUCAUUGUCAUGUCCUUCAUGACGUCGUUUAGCGACAGGUCAGAGCAGAUACGACAGGCCUUGCCAGUAAAAGGCGUGGCGGAGCGUCCACCCCGUCCGGCGCCGGUACCACCAGAUACUAAGGCCCCUACGAAAGUCGAAUCGAUAGAAGCGGAGAAACCAUACACCAAACCAGACGUCAAGACCGAUGCGAAGUUGAACUCGGAUUUCGCGUCGCUGCCUACCAAUAUCUUAACAGGGGACGCGAUAGCCCCCAAACUCGAGAAUGCCACGAUCAAGGCCGAGCUGGGCCGCUCAACCUGGAAGUUCCUCCAUACGAUGAUGGCGCGUUUCCCAGAGAAGCCGACCGAAGAAGACUCUCUCGCGCUCAAGACCUUCAUCCAGCUGUUCUCGCGCCUGUACCCGUGCGGCGACUGCGCGCGCCAUUUCCAAAAGCUGCUCGCCCAGUAUCCGCCGCAGGUCGGCUCGCGCAACUCGGCAGCCGGGUGGGCUUGCUUCGUGCACAACCAGGUCAACGAAAGGCUGAAGAAGCCCCUGUUCGACUGCAACAACAUCGGCGACUUCUACGACUGCGGCUGCGGGGACGACGACAAGAAAGGCGCGGCAAAGGAGGGCUCGGAAGGCGUGGCGGAGCUGAAACUAGAGAAGGAAGGGUUGACCAAGGGCGGCUAAGCAUGCUAUCCUACGGCGUCAAGAUUUUGCAUAUACGGCGUACCGAGCGGAGUCCCUGGUCACUGUUUAUAGAGAUUGGUAUGCGCGCACGGCUAUAUUUUAUAGAUCUCAGCUUGGUAUAAGCCAGGAGACCGUAAGCGCAGUUACCCUUAGUUCAUAGAUCGUGCCCUUUGAGGCGUGUGAGUAGAAGCCGAGCAUGAACAUAGCAAAGCUACGGACAAUAUGUCAUUAUUAUACCGAAUAUGAAGAGCACAACCAUGCCUGGAACCCCCCUGCAUAUCCCGGCGAUCCGUUGGAUGCAUCCACGAGCCGGUACAUGAAGUGAAU